Molecule: messenger RNA, 2750 nt
Organism: Oncorhynchus gorbuscha (pink salmon)
Lineage: Eukaryota; Metazoa; Chordata; Actinopteri; Salmoniformes; Salmonidae
Exons: 3
Coding region: 468-1154 (228 amino acids)
Biological process (GO): regulation of transcription by RNA polymerase II
Source: RefSeq, a predicted model, not a curated record
CAUUGGCUAGCUCUCUCUCCCCCACAGACGCAGACAGCACAGCAUUGGCUAGCUCUCUCUCCCCCACAGACACAGACAGCACAGCAUUGGCUAGCUCUCUCUCCCCCACAGACACAGAGGCCAGCGAGUGUCUCACAACCAAAGCAAACAUAGCCUUAUUAACGUGACGAGAGGGAGACUCAGGGAGACACGACUGACUGUCUACUCUCAGGGAGAGGAGGAAGCAGGGGACACUUGACUUCCCAACACCCUGAUCCAGAACACCUGGAGGGAGAAAAUCCGUCCCUCUGCAUACACUGAGGAACACACAACAACAACUACAAGCCUGAGAAGAAGAAGAGAGACCAGCAACAAGGUCUUUCUCUUUCCCUUUCUCUUUUUCUACCUCUCUCUCUCCUGCUGUGGAGCUCAUCUCUCCAGUCCGUCAAGGUGCUCUGCUGACCGGGUUUGACUGAUCUGCUGUCAUCAUGUCAGAUGGAGAGGAGUGUCUCUCUCCCAUCGGUCUGGACUGCUGCUCCUGCUGCCUGGACCUGGCCAACUGUGACGACCCAGCUAGAGUUGGGGGCCAAGGCAGAGGCCAAAGCACCCCUCUGAUGGGCAGCCCCACGUCGCUCAGCCACUUCCGCCAGUUCCGUGAGCAGCUGACGUUCCAGAACCAGAACGUGAACACAGACAAGCUGAACAGCAUGAUGAGGCUGGACUCUCUGGAGUCUGUGGUCAGAGACCCCUGUUACCUGCUCAACGAGGGCAUCUGCAACAGCAACAUCGACCAGACCACGCUGUCCAUCCUGCUGUUCUUCCACAGUGCCUCGGGUGCUAGCGUUGUUGCCAUUGACAACAAGAUAGAACAGGCAAUGGAUCUGGUGAAGAACCACCUGAUGUAUGCCGUCAGGGAGGAAGUGGAGAUCCUCAAGGAGCAGAUCAGAGAGCUGGCUGAGAAGAACAACCAGCUAGAACGUGAGAACAGCCUUCUGAAGAACCUGGCCAGUCCAGAACAGAUGGAGAGCUUCCGCGAACGGGUUCCGUCCGACCCAGACGCUCUGGUCCCCCUGCGGCUGGACAACCAGUACCAGCAGCAGGCCCAGCAGCAGGCCCAGAUGGGACUCCAUAACCCUGACCAGUCCUGCCACAUCAGCGCUGGCUCUGCUGUAUAGGUGACUCUGCCUUGGACCUCCAAUUGUAAACUGAUCGUCGCCGCCAACUUCAGUGAAGCUGUCUGGAACAGAUGAUGAAACACACAAUUGAUGAAAAGCACACGAAAAGACGCUCUAAAUAGCGGCUAUAGGCUGAAGCUAUACGCUAAGAUAAGCCCGUCCUACGACAUCUAGACUCUUUCUCUUUAGACAAAAGCGCUAAACGAGAGGGCUCACAUGUGGCCAGCCGGAGAACGCUUGCAUUGGGACAGAGGUGAGGCUCCUGCCUUCUGGGGCCAGGAGGGCCAACCCUUCAGCCAUUCUCUAUCACCCCUGCUACAGAGGGGGGAGAGGGCUAAGAGACGGGGCUGGCCCAGGGAUCUGAUCCUGGGGAUGCCUCUCCAUACCUCUCCUGGUCCAGCCAAGGAAAAAGUAAAUCUUUUCUCAAGACAGAUGGCCCUCUAGUCUCCACUAGACCCCCCCCCCCAUUUAACUAGGCAAGUCAGUUAAGAACAAAUUCUGAUUUUCAAUGACGGCCUAUCGGGGAACGGUGGGUUAGCUCCCUUGUUCAGGAGCAGAACGGCAGAAUUUAUACCUUGUCAGCUCGGGGAUUUGAUCCAGCAACCUCCCAGUUACUGGCCUAACGCUCUAACCACUAGGCUACCUGCUACCUGAAAUCCAUGUGGAGUUCUUCUAACUGCUGAUAGUACAAGCUCUGAGUAGUUAGAAAAUAUCUCAACCAUCUUGUGACUGUUUCCACCUGACACCAUCUACUGAUAUUCUCUGUCAAUAUUCUUUAAGAAGAAGCAACGUGUCUUUAGGAAACCAAACCGGAGCUCCAGUUGAACGAGUAGAGGAGAAGGAGGUUCUAGGAGAUCCUGGACUGUUGCUGGGAGAUAGAGUCUUGUUGCUUCUCUUUCUCAACCUCUCUGGUGAUAGGAGAUGCUGGACUGUUGCUGGGACAGAGAGGCCUGUUGCUUCUCUAUCUCACCCUCGCUGGUGAUAACUGAUUAACAUAAUCAUGAUUCAGAACAUCAUUACUUGUAUUCUUUGCAGUUGGGGUGUGCUGCUUUUUGGGGAAAAUCCUGCUAUUUCACAUUUGUUUUGUGAUUCUGAACAAAAUGGAAUACUUGUUAAUAAGAGCAUUGUAACUGUUCAGUUAAAUGAUUUAUUAUGGGGAUGGAAGUAUCUACUACCCAGUAUGCCUAGCUCUGUACAUUUUACUAACAUGUUCAGAGUAGUGGGCUGGAGAUGAAUUUGAGCAGCUGAUUUUUUCUCUAAAGGCUGUGAAUGCGAUCCUGACCUAGCAGACAUGUUCUGUGUGUUCAGAUGCCAACCUCAACUUGAAUCAAUGGCAUGACUAUAGUGCCUAUCUCCAGAAGAGGAAUAACACAGUUCCACAUUGGACAUUUGUGUUUUCUAACUACCAAAGACUUUGUCUCAUUCCUACUCCAAACGAAACCAAGCAACCUGGACCAUGUGUACAUCGUUCACAGGGAGAACUCUUGUUAGCGUGUGUUUUUGUUUUGAUAAACGUUGGUUAUUGUUGCUGUAUUGUGUCCAUGAAACAGGUAAAAUGUCCAUUUGCAAUAAACCUUCUGUUUACACUAAACGCCA